Messenger RNA from Polistes canadensis, 1182 nucleotides. RefSeq names its product sensory neuron membrane protein 2-like. Bases 1 to 1122 code for a protein of 373 amino acids. Gene Ontology annotation, cellular component: cytoplasm; membrane. The transcript is spliced from 6 exons. The record is from RefSeq and is a predicted model, not a curated record. NCBI's taxonomy places the organism in Eukaryota, Metazoa, Arthropoda, Insecta, Hymenoptera, Vespidae. Gene Ontology annotation, molecular function: scavenger receptor activity.
AUGACAUACACUAUAAAUAUUUUCCAUGUUGAAAAUCCGGAUGAUGUGUUGCAAGGUGAACUGCCGAGACUUAUGGAACGUGGCCCUUACGUUUACGACAUAAUCAUUGAAAAAGAAAUACUGAGUGUAAACGAGAUACGUGAUGAAAUAACUUAUAAUAUAAAAAAAACAUAUCACUACAAUGACGAACGAAGUGGCGAACUUUCCGAAAACGAUGAAGUUGUAAUUUUAAAUCUGGCUUAUCUUGGUGCUAUAAAUACGAUCGCAGGUUUUUCGUUAUCUUUACUCAAACAAUAUGGUAUAGCAAUAGACAAAUUAUUCCCUGAAAAGAAUCCCCUUUUUGUUAAAGCUAAAGUAAAGGAUUUACUUUUCGAUGGUAUCCCUUUGUUCUGCGAUAUAACUAAGCAUGAAAAAAUGAAAUUAAUCUGUUUGACGCUAAAGGGAAAAAAACCACCAAUAUUAUGGAACACCGAUGUUGAAAAUUAUUACAUGUAUAGCAUAUUAGGCACGAGAAAUGCAACAUGGUUUGGUCCAAUGACAAGUAACAGAGGUGUACAAAUUCCAACAUUGUUAGGAGAAAUAACGUCGGUUAAUAACAAACGAGCACAAAAAUAUUGGUCAUCUGAGGAAUGCAACGCUAUUAAGGGAAAAGAUAGUUUAAUAUUUCCUUCUUACGAGGAACCACCUCAACGUAUUUACAUUUACAUUUAUGAACUAUGUCGAAAUGAAAAAUUUAAGGGAAUGUACGAUGUAUGGCGUUACACUAACACGAUCGAAAAUUGGAGCUCUAAUCAAUCCGAUUGUUAUUGUUUAGUUUCUAAAAAUGAAAAAAAAUGUCCCCCUAGUGGUCUCAUGGAUGCUAACAAAUGUAUGAAAAUCCCUACAUUUAUAUCGGAGCCGCAUUUUUUUAACGCCGAUCCCUCAGUUUUGGAUUAUUUACCAGAUUUGAGUCCAUGCGAGGAAUUGCAUUCGAGUUUCAUAUUGAUCGACCCACUUAGCAGUAAUCCUCUUGAAGGUUACAGAAAAUCGCAAGUUAAUAUGAAGGUAACAUCGUAUCCGAUCGAUUUGCUUGCCAACUUAACCGAUGGAUACUUUCCCAUUAUAUGGAUGAGCGAGGUUUGAUUUCAUUAUUUAGAAAUAAUAAUUAUAAUUAUUUACGAUAUAAUAGAUUUAUAAUUCAUA